This is a messenger RNA of Nicrophorus vespilloides, 954 nucleotides long. Its product is annotated as UPF0568 protein C14orf166 homolog. Gene Ontology annotation, cellular component: tRNA-splicing ligase complex. Gene Ontology annotation, biological process: tRNA splicing, via endonucleolytic cleavage and ligation. NCBI's taxonomy places the organism in Eukaryota, Metazoa, Arthropoda, Insecta, Coleoptera, Silphidae. The record is from RefSeq and is a predicted model, not a curated record. The transcript has 5 exons. The coding region runs from base 84 to 821 and encodes 245 amino acids. Gene Ontology annotation, molecular function: RNA binding.
UGAUAUAUUUAUGGUGACAUAAAGUUAUUUCAAAGUAUUGCGAAUAGUUAAGAAGUUUUAGGUAAAGCUCUUUUAAAUCUAUAAUGUCACUUAAGCGUAAAUUAACAGCAAUUGGAUAUGAAGGAACAAUUAAUUGUGAUGAUGAAAACGACUUUUGUAAGAUUAUUAUUUGGUUAGAAAGAAAUAGAAUAAAGUUUUAUUCUAAUGAAGACAAGAAAGCCUUGGAUAAUGUUAAUGCUAGUAAUUGGUCAACAUUUUAUGACAAAUAUGCAAAAGAUUUGGAAUGUCCAAUGGAAAGGAAUCCUCCAGAAGCUUGCCUUGAUUGGUAUUUAGGAUAUGCUAUAAAAUUGGAAUACAUUAAAAACAAGAAUGUGUAUGAUAAACAUUCAUUUGAAAAUGAAAAGGUUGAAAAUGCUCCCAAAGUUGUUCCAGACAAUCCAUUAGAUGCACUUGAUUUUACAUCAAGGGAAUUCCAGGAAGGAGUGCAGAAAUUGGCAAACAUAUUAAAAAUUCCUCCACAUCCUAGUCCAUUAAUUAUGCUGGAGGCUUGCACUAAAAUAAUACAAACUCGUUUAAAUCCUAAAGCAAUUGAAAACCCUAGUGAAUAUAUUAUCACUGGAACUCCUUACCCCUAUAAGGAUAUGAGUUUAGGCUUUGAACUAAAGGAUCGUGAAGUGGAUGAAGCUGCAAAGGUUCUUCGUCUAUUAUUUAUACAAGAUCAAAGAGAUCUGCAAACAAAAGUCAAUGAAUGCAUUGUUGCUGUGCAAUCAAUCACAGCAAAUCCAAAAACUGAUACUCGUUUGGGUAAAGUGGGAAAGUAAACAUAUUUAUUUUAUAUAAAAAAAUAUCUAAUUCUUAUAACUUAUAAUCACUGAUGCUUGUUUGGACUCUCCCGAAAUGGAGAUUUAUUAAAUACUUCUCCCAUGCCAAGGGCAGCUGAUCCUAUGGUAUAAC